AACUUGAAUUGAUGCAGUUAAAGUAGGGACAGAUGACUGUUGCUGAGUAUACUAGCAGGUUUGAGGAGUUAUGUCGCUUUUCUCGUAUUUGUCAAGGUGCGCCUGAUGAUUUUGCUGAGUGGAAAUGUAUUAAGUAUGAGGGAGGUCUUCGAAGUGAUAUUCUGAGCUUCGUUGCACCAAUGGAGAUCAGAGUGUUUUCAGAACUGGUAAACAAAAGUAGAGUUGCUGAGGAUUGUCUGAGAAAGGCGACAUCAGAUAAGAGUGAUCAGCGAAUUUUUGUUAGGAGAGAUCAGGGAAGGAACUUCGCCCCUAGAGGACAAGAUUUUAAGCGAGGCGGUUACAACCCACAACCACAUUUGGGUCAGAAUAACUUCCAGAGAUUCAGUAAUAAUAACAGCCAGGGAAGAGGCAAAGGAAAGCAAGCUCAGACCCCAUCGAAUGAUUUAACUUGUAGGAGGUGUGGAAAGUACCACCCGAAUACUCCGUGCAGGGCUGGUUUAGGUGUAUGCUAUUACUGUGGUGAAGCUGGGCAUUUGUCUUGGAAUUGUCCAGAAAAGAAGAAGAAUCAAGAAGCUGAAAAGGCACAACAUCAGGGACGCGUGUUCACUAUGACAGCGGAUGGUGCUGGAACCGCAGAUACUCCGAUUAGAGAUGCAGGUCAAGAGACACCUCGUUGAGCGUCUGGGUAUCCUCCUUACAAGCGAAGAACUACCUUUUUGACUGUCAUAUUUUGAUUUUGGGCUAUGU
Arachis ipaensis is the source of this 747-nucleotide messenger RNA. The record is from RefSeq and is a predicted model, not a curated record. NCBI's taxonomy places the organism in Eukaryota, Viridiplantae, Streptophyta, Magnoliopsida, Fabales, Fabaceae.